CACAGCCAGCUGAGGAAACACCGGCCGAGGCGCAUGCGCACUAGGGAUUCAGGAAGCAAGGGGGCCACUGCAGGUACGCAUGCGCGGCUGGCGACUGGCGAAGGGAGCAUUGCUCAAAGCGGCUGCUCAAUGAGACUUGGAAAUGAUGUGGAGCAGAUCUUGCUAAGAGAAGAAUUUGAAGAAUCCGAACGCUCUCCAGAAUUUCACGACGUUUUGUGAUCUGCAGUUACUACUAAUUCUUAAUGGAGAGUUAUUAUAAGAAAUAGGCCAGUUAAAAUUUUCUAAUUUUUAAAAACCUAAAUAUUUCAGUGCAUUCUAAAAACUAACAAAAUAUCAUUUAUAAGCAAAGCGAUUGAAGCUGAAUAUUGAUACAGAGCAUGGAUGAUGAAGAAGACGACUACAUGUCUGAUUCCUUUAUUAAUACUAACCAGGAUGUCAGGCCAGGAAUACCAUUGCCAAGGCGCAUGAAAGAAACCUUUAAGAAAGAAGAAAAACAAAAAGAAGCCAAUGAGAAAAGUAGGCAGAAAAGUAUAAAAGAACAGGAAAAAGAACAACGUGACACCGUUUUAAAUAUUGCAUUGGGCAAUGAAAACAAAGGUUUUGCCAUGCUUCAGAAGAUGGGCUACAAAACUGGGCAGCCCCUUGGCAAAAGUGGGAAAGGGAUUGUUGAGCCCAUUCCUCUCAACAUUACCACAGGUAGGAGCGGGCUUGGACAUGAAGAAGUAAAAAAACGGAAAGCUGCCGAAAACCUGGAAAACUAUAGAAGAAAAAUGCAUAUGAAAAAGCAAGCAGAACAGCAAACAGCUGACCUCUUCAAAAUGAGACUGAGGACAAAACAAGAGCAGCUGCAAGUCAAACGAGACCUUGAGAAAAGUCAGAAAGCCUGUCAACAAUUAGAUGUGCAAAAAGGCCUUGAACUCCCCAAAGAGAUUUGGUAUUGGAUAAUAUCAAACAAUGAAAAAGAAGAUGCAGAGGAAGAAGAGGAAGAGGAGGAGGAGGAGGAGGAAGAACACCAAGAAUCAGAAAAGUUGCAAAUUCUGACAGCAUAUUUAAGGAAAGAAUAUUUCUAUUGCAUCUGGUGUGGCACAGCAUAUGAAGAUCAAGAUGAUCUAUCUUCAAACUGCCCUGGAGACACUUUCGGAGAUCAUGAAUAGUGUUCUUAAGGAAAACAGGAUCAAAAAGUCUACUUAAGAUCUAUGCGGGGAUCUGAGUUCAAGAGGCAAUGGACUCAUUUAGAAGACCACAUAUUUUUAUAAACUGAAGUAUUUUGUGAAGUGUUUUAUGUUUAAAAUAGGAACUUGGUGAAUUUCUAAUCAUUUGGAAGUGCACCCCUAAAGUGAAAGUCAUAAACAAGAGUUGUGCAAAUCACUUGACUGUAACAUGUCCAAAUGGUAUUUUUUUUCCAAAAUAGAAUACAAACACAGUGAAGCAGCUGAAAGGCCCUUUCCAUUUUCUCCCAUUUUAAGCUAGGUACAAGCACUCUUUACCUGUUCAUACAUUAUGGAACGGGUGUGACAUCCCUAAUGAAAUAGGACUGUGUGGCUGAAGAAAUCCUAAGUGGUAGUUAAGAGUGUAUCUGUGAUAAAAUUCGGGAAUAAACACUACUCUUUCUUCUGAAUAAAUGAACUAAUGUAACACUUUA
Molecule: messenger RNA, 1642 nt
Organism: Anolis carolinensis (green anole)
Lineage: Eukaryota; Metazoa; Chordata; Lepidosauria; Squamata; Anolidae
Gene: gpatch11
Product: G-patch domain containing 11
Exons: 9
Coding region: 378-1154 (258 amino acids)
Cellular component (GO): kinetochore
Molecular function (GO): nucleic acid binding
Source: RefSeq, a predicted model, not a curated record